Thalassophryne amazonica is the source of this 1217-nucleotide messenger RNA. RefSeq names its product splicing factor 3b, subunit 4 (gene sf3b4). Gene Ontology annotation, molecular function: RNA binding. NCBI's taxonomy places the organism in Eukaryota, Metazoa, Chordata, Actinopteri, Batrachoidiformes, Batrachoididae. The record is from RefSeq and is a predicted model, not a curated record. The transcript is spliced from 6 exons. Bases 1 to 1209 code for a protein of 402 amino acids. Gene Ontology annotation, cellular component: U12-type spliceosomal complex; nucleolus. Gene Ontology annotation, biological process: positive regulation of mRNA splicing, via spliceosome.
AUGGCAGCGGGACCAAUUUCUGAGCGAAAUCAAGAUGCCACUGUGUAUGUUGGGGGUUUGGAUGAGAAGGUGGCUGAGCCAUUGCUGUGGGAGCUUUUUCUGCAAGCUGGUCCUGUAGUCAACACGCAUAUGCCUAAAGACAGGGUUACUGGUCAACAUCAGGGUUACGGUUUUGUGGAGUUUCUCAGUGAAGAGGAUGCUGACUAUGCGAUCAAAAUUAUGAAUAUGAUUAAGCUCUAUGGCAAACCCAUUCGAGUUAAUAAAGCCUCUGCACACAAUAAAAACCUGGAUGUGGGUGCAAACAUCUUCAUUGGAAACCUGGACUCGGAGAUCGAUGAGAAACUGCUCUAUGACACAUUCAGCGCCUUUGGUGUGAUCCUUCAGACACCAAAAAUAAUGCGCGACCCAGACACGGGCAACUCCAAAGGUUAUGCGUUCAUCAAUUUUGCCAGCUUUGAUGCAUCAGAUGCUGCAAUUGAGGCUAUGAAUGGGCAGUACCUGUGUAACAGACCCAUCACAGUGUCAUACGCCUUCAAGAAAGAUUCCAAAGGGGAACGGCACGGCUCAGCUGCAGAGCGCCUCCUCGCUGCCCAAAACCCGCUAUCUCAGGCUGACAGGCCACAUCAGCUGUUUGCAGAUGCUCCACCACCACCGAGCGCUCCAACACCAGUCCUCACUGCCCUGGGAGCUGCAAUGCCCAUACCUGGAAUGCCACCUCCUGGUGCUUUUCCUCCUGUUCCUCCUCCGGGUUCAAUGCCUCCAUCAAUGCCCCCGACCAUGCCCAUGCCUCCAAGUGCUGCAACACCGGGUCCACAACCUGCCGGCGGCGGGCAUCUACCUGGACCACCACCCUUCCCGCCUGGCAGCAUGCAUCCAGGCAUGCCUCAGAUGCCCAUGCCCCCUCCUGCUCCUCCUGGCAUGGUGCCCCCUCCUCCUGCUCCUCCAGGUUCAACUCAACCCCGGGCGCCACCACCCCCUGGUUUACCACCACCGCCUCCUGUCGGCAUGCCACCCAGAGCACCGUACGGGCCUCCCAUGGGUCCCCCUGUUCCUCCAGGAAUGAGAGGACCUCCUCCUAUGCCUCCACCUGGCUAUGCUGCUGGUCCUCCUCGGCCUCCUCCCUUUGCCUUUCAGAGAGGACCGCCAUUACCACCAAGACCGCCUGGUGCACCUCCCCGUGUUCCUCUGGGGGCACCAAUGCCACCAUAGUCUGAAAA